Messenger RNA from Lacerta agilis (Sand lizard), 1267 nucleotides. RefSeq names its product solute carrier family 25 member 5 (gene SLC25A5). NCBI's taxonomy places the organism in Eukaryota, Metazoa, Chordata, Lepidosauria, Squamata, Lacertidae. The coding region runs from base 156 to 1052 and encodes 298 amino acids. Gene Ontology annotation, molecular function: ATP:ADP antiporter activity. Gene Ontology annotation, cellular component: mitochondrial inner membrane. The transcript has 4 exons. Gene Ontology annotation, biological process: mitochondrial ADP transmembrane transport; mitochondrial ATP transmembrane transport. The record is from RefSeq and is a predicted model, not a curated record.
AUUUAAUUUGCUCGGUCUCAGUGAGCCGGCAGCCUCCCUUCCAUCUCCGUCUGUGCAACCAUCUCCCCUCCCUACGUCUUCUCUUCCGAUCGGAUCUUAAAGCAGUUUUUGUUUCACUUUUCCCCCCCGCGCUCAACCUUUUCCCAACCGGCAUCAUGACUGACGCGGCUAUUUCUUUCAUGAAAGAUUUCUUGGCGGGCGGCGUGGCAGCCGCGAUCUCCAAGACAGCGGUAGCCCCCAUCGAGAGAGUCAAGUUGCUUCUUCAGGUGCAACAUGCGAGUAUGCAGAUCACAGCAGACAAGCAAUACAAGGGCAUCAUGGACUGUGUGGUCCGCAUCCCUCGAGAGCAAGGUUUCCUGUCCUUCUGGCGUGGCAACUUGGCCAACGUUAUCAGAUACUUCCCCACACAGGCCCUCAACUUUGCUUUCAAAGACAAAUACAAGCAGGUCUUCCUGGGUGGCGUCGACAAAAGAACCCAGUUCUGGCGUUACUUUGCUGGAAACUUGGCAUCUGGUGGUGCUGCUGGUGCUACCUCUCUGUGCUUUGUCUACCCUCUCGACUUCGCCCGAACCCGUCUGGCGGCUGAUGUGGGAAAAGCUGGGGCUGAGCGUGAAUUCAAGGGGCUUGGAGACUGCCUGGUCAAAAUCUUCAAGUCGGACGGCCUUCGGGGACUCUACCAAGGCUUCAACGUCUCUGUCCAAGGCAUCAUUAUCUACAGAGCCGCUUAUUUUGGUAUCUACGAUACUGCAAAAGGGAUGCUUCCGGAUCCAAAGAACACACACAUCUUGAUCAGCUGGAUGAUUGCUCAGUCGGUUACUGCUGUUGCUGGCCUGACCUCUUAUCCCUUUGAUACAGUUCGGCGGCGUAUGAUGAUGCAAUCUGGUCGCAGAGGUGCUGACAUCAUGUACUCUGGUACAAUUGAUUGCUGGAAGAAGAUUGCCCGUGACGAAGGAGGCAAGGCUUUCUUCAAGGGUGCUUGGUCCAACGUCCUCAGAGGAAUGGGUGGUGCUUUUGUCCUAGUCUUGUACGACGAAAUCAAGAAAUACACAUAAGCUACUCCCCUCCCGGAUGGCACUUACUAUGUUACGUUCAUGGACUGCGUCAAAACUAUUUAUCAGUUCCUACUGAGGUUUCUACUGGUUGGCAGAGGGCCACAGUUCUGCUUGCCUGAUCCAUUUAUCAAGUUGUUCCCCUGACAAUGGGACUCAAACUUUAUUUUUGUUCAGUUACUGCUGUUAAAAUAAGUUUGAGAUAAAUAAAAUUUAAA